This is a messenger RNA of Dermochelys coriacea (leatherback sea turtle), 3002 nucleotides long. It is a transcript of the gene DNAI4, whose product is annotated as dynein axonemal intermediate chain 4. The transcript is spliced from 17 exons. The coding region runs from base 412 to 2832 and encodes 806 amino acids. Gene Ontology annotation, biological process: cilium movement. The record is from RefSeq and is a predicted model, not a curated record. Gene Ontology annotation, cellular component: axonemal dynein complex. Gene Ontology annotation, molecular function: dynein light chain binding; dynein heavy chain binding. NCBI's taxonomy places the organism in Eukaryota, Metazoa, Chordata, Testudines, Dermochelyidae.
AGCGCCGGGCCGCUUGGGACCGGAGCUGCGUUGAGAGCCGCCCCCCGCCAACGCCAUGUCCUCCUCCACCCGGGCCGGCAAGGGCAGGAAGCACAGCGUCGUCGUCAGCGUGUGAGUGCCCCGCCGCAGUGGGCUCAAGAGGACAGGUGGCGGGCUGGGGGCCUGCCCUCUCCACAAGCCCUGGCUGCUCAGGCAGCGCUCCGGCUAGUGGCUGUCUCUGCUAAUCCUGCCAGGCUAGGCUCCAUCCCAGUGCUUUCCAUCUGCACUGGGCAUGUGGGGUUUUGUUGGUUACUCUUGGUUACCCAUCGCCUUAGUUUGCAAGAUCUCUCUCCUGUCUGAUCGACGUGGCACGUUUCAAGUGCACCCAUCCCUGGAGUACCUAGCUACCCGACAUCAAAGCUGGAGUUAAAUAUGAAGAGGACCUCUAUUUCAGGAACUAGCAGCCAAAGACAAAUGAGCUAUGUUAGUGGUUUCAGCCCAAGCAGAGUUGGAUCAUUGAGUCGAAGAAGCAUACUGAUAGCUUCUGAUGGCAAAACUAUGGAUAAGGGGUCUCUCAUAGGGAGUAAGCAUACCAUUCAGGUUUUUGAUGAGCAAGGGAAGGAUGUAACACCCCAUCCACUCUAUCGUCCAGAACCAAGUGCUUCGCUACACAAACAAAGCAAAAUCUUAUCAACUCAGGAUUUCUCUGGGGCCACUGGAUCUGAUUUUCUGUCUUCCUUAUCCAUGCGUCAGACAUCUGGAGUUAAUGCUAGUUUAGUAGGUCCAUUCUCAAGGACAUAUGGAAGCAGCAGUAUUUCUAAAUCAACCACAUCUACAACUGAGUCUAUGGCAGAUGAAAUAGUAGAGCCUGGUUCCAGACGAGACACAUCUAUUAGCUUAUCUGAUGUACAGGUGAGGCGAGAUGAGAUAAAAGAACAACUGACAAAAGAAGACAUUGAUAAGAGAGUGGAUAUUUACCUCAUGGAGACAGAAACUAUCUGGCUAUUGGACAUGCCAACUGUCAUGGUGUCCAUAGAAUCUGAAGAUGCUGAAAAAGUGCAGGAACAGAACAAAGAUUAUAUUGAGCUUUGUAAAAAUAGAGUUGGUAAUGAUCGCUUUGUGGAAAGGAUGAUGCAAACUCUUAACGGAGCACCAAAGAAUAAAGAAGUACAAUGUGACAAAAUCCUCAUGGAGGAUAAAGAGAUAAUGGCCACUUCUUGGGACUUGUAUGAUUCCUUUAAUGCCUUGGAAACAACACUUACACCUUCAGUAACAGAAAGAAGUAGCAGACCAACAAGUUUGACUAGCAGUAAAUCUAACAUGACCAAAGACCGUGAACGAACCAUGUCUACGACUUCUACAGAUAGAGAGAGCAUAACCUCAAGUUCUAUAAUCGAUUUGGAAAGUGUUAUUCUUGCCAGAAUCCACAAAGAAGAGGAAGACCAUUCUGAAGCUAUAUUAAAAUCAGAAAAAUUUCAGCAGGAUUUAUUUUUUAUGGAAAGGGUUCUAAUGGAGAAUGUUUUUCAGCCCAAACUUGCAGCUUAUCGGCAACUUCCUGUUCUUAUAGAACCAGUUCUUACAUCUGAUGCUGGCAAAGAGGAAGCAGAAACAGAGGAAGCAGAAGAGGAGGAGGAGGAAGCGGGGGAGGAAGAGAAAAAGGAAACAGUAGUUAGUUCAUCAAUUUUGUUAGAUCUAAGUGAAGCACCAGAAGAAAUCUUACCGCCCAGUCUGGAACGACUGUGGUCCUAUACAUGUGAAUCGACUAAUGGCCACAAUGUGAGCAGCAUGGCUUGGAACAAGUUAAACCCAGAUCUUUUGGCUGUUGGGUAUGGGCAAUUUGGUUUUCAAGAACAGAAGAAAGGCUUGGCUUGCUGCUGGUCACUCAAGAACCCUAAGUGGCCAGAGCGUAUUUAUCAAUGUGAUCAUGGUGUUACUGCAUUGGAUUUCUCUCUGGCAAACCCAAACCUUUUAGCAGUUGGAAUGUACAGUGGCACAGUAGCCAUCUAUAAUGUACAGACCCGUAAUACCACAGCACUUUUGGACAGCAGUGAAUCUUUUGAUAAGCAUAUAGGUCCUGUAUGGCAGCUGAAGUGGAUUGAACAGGACAGGGGCACAAUGGGAGAUGACAAAGGAGAGAUAUUAAUCUCUAUCUCAGCAGAUGGCAGAAUAACCAAAUGGCUUAUACGCAAAGGAUUAGGCUGCACUGAUCUGAUGAAACUGAAGCGAACCGCAAGUGAAAGGAAAAAACUAACCGGUGAAAAAGAAAAGAAAAGCGAAGCUCUGAUAUCUCGACAGGCACCUGGAAUGUGCUUUGACUUUCAUCCAAGGAAUACUAAUAUAUAUCUGGCUGGAACAGAAGAAGGACAUAUUCACAAAUGUUCUUGUUCAUAUAAUGAGCAGUUCCUAGAGACCUACCGAGGACAUAAGGGUCCUGUGUACAAGAUAGCAUGGAAUCCAUUCAGUACUGACAUGUUUUUAAGCUGCUCUGCGGACUGGAGUAUUAUUUUAUGGCGCCAAGAUUCACUAAGGCCCAUUUUAACGUUCAGUUCCACCACUGAUGUUGUUCAUGACAUUAUGUGGUCUCCAAAAUCGGCCUUUGUAUUUGCAGCAGUGAAUGAAAGCAGAGUGGAAAUUUGGAACCUGAGUGUCAGCACUUUGGACCCCCUGAUUGUGACCUUUGCCAACCCAGGAGUGAAAUUCACAACUGUGCUUUUUGCUAGAAACACAGACUGCAUUCUUAUAGGGGACAGUAAUGGAAUCGUAGGUGUGUAUGAGCUGAGGAACAUGACUGCUUCAGAUAGUAAUAAGGUGGAUGCUUUACAUGACAUAAUUGGCUCUGCUCUAGCCAGUUAACACUAGUUUACUGAUAAUACUUCUCAGUCAGUAAACAAAGGAAAAGACAACAAAUAAUUGUGUCCUAUGUGUCUGUAUAUCCUGAAGCCUGUCAUUUAAUUAUGCAGAAAAAAAUCAAUCACCAUAAAAUGCAAUAUUGUAUUAAAUAAAGGGUAACAAUUUUUCCAUCA